AUGGCGGCGCCGGGAGGAAAGAUGGCGGCGCCCAGUUCGCUGCUUUGCGGGUUCCGCCGGAGCGCGAUGGCGGCGCGCGUGUGGUGGGCUGCGGGGUGCGGCCGGAGCUUGAGCACCGCUCCUCCCGCUGCUGCUCCCCGGCCGUGGAAGCUCUUCGGGGCUCUGUGCCUGCUAAGGCUGCCCCGCAUCACGCAGCCCCUCCGGAAGGAGGAGGAGGAGAUGGCGGCCCUCAUGGAGCAGAUAGAGCUGGAGAAAAGCCACUACUCCGACCAUGAAAUCCGCAAGCUGGAGGAGGAGGAGCAGCUCAGAAGGAGGAAAGAAGGCUUGCAUGAUGAUGACGAUGAAGAGCUGGGCAGAACAGUUGUUAUGGCUCAGGACCUGGAGGAGAAGUGGGAGCAGAAGCUGCUACAGUUCAGCCCGGCCCCGCGGGUUACAGAGGCUGAUAAAAAAAACGAUCGAACAUCAUUGAACAGAAAGCUGGACAGAAACCUGAUGUUGCUGGUGAAACAGAAAAUUGGUAACCAAGAGCUGUGGCUCCUGCCUCAAGCGGAAUGGCAGCCUGGAGAGACUCUGCGAAACACAGUUGAGCGAGCCAUGGCUACGUUUUUAGGCGAUCACAUUCAAGCCAAAAUCCUGGGGAAUGCACCAUAUGGAAUUUACAAGUAUAAAUUCCCCAGGGCCAUCAGGACUGAGGAUAACGUGGGAGCCAAAGUAUUCUUCUACAAAGCCUUCCUCCAAAGCAGUGAUUUGUCCCAGGCAGAGCUGAAGAAAGAUUAUCUGUGGGUUACAAAGGAUGAGCUGGGAGAUUACUUGAAGUUGGAAUACCUGAAAAAAAUCAAUCGAUUCCUUCUGGACUUAUAAGUGAUAGGCUGUGCUCAGGCAGAUGGGGAAGAUGUGGAAUGUGACUCUGGGGAGGAGCACAGCUGCUGCUUUGCGUGGUCUGUGUGAAUGGGAUGUUAAGCAGGACUCUGGAGGAUAAAUUGCCUUUGCCUUAUUUCCCAGUUCUCUUCACCAGGCCUGUAUUAAAUAAAUAUUAAAACUUUAUACUCCCAAGUGAAGCUCUCCUCAGGGAGUUCUUUGCUCUUGUUGAAUCCUCCUCCACCUUUUCUGGAAAUAUGUGUUGUGAUCUGUUCCUCUCCCAACCAUGUGAUUCCCUGGGGCUGUGGUACCCAGGAGGCUUGCUCUCCUCACCAGACUCGUGUUGUGGUCUGGAGCUCAAAUGGUUUCUUCUAAGUAAUGACCAAUGCUCAUCUCUGACAACUGCUCUUAACUAAGAGCAGUGCUGGAUAGUUACAUUUGUUUCCAACUGGCAGAUGAUGUUCUUAGGUGUAAGAGGGAGAUUAGCCAGCUAGAUAAUGGGAGACCUGACAGGGGAGUGAUUUUCUUUGGCGUCAUUCCAGCUUCUGAAACUGUAGUUUUCUUUAGGGUUGUUAUGGUGCUAUGGUGUUAUGGAUACACACAUUGCUCUGUGCAGCAGUUGCUUAUUCAGGAAUUAGCUUUGCAGGCCUGAGGCAGCUCCACCAGCAUUUCCAGCUACACUUCGAUCUCUCUGGGCACGUUGGCUGAGUUCCUUGUGUGAUUCUGUGGAAUUCUCUGGCUUCUCCAGAGGUAAGCAGUUCAUUGUCCCAGAUUGCGGAGAUUUCCUUACAGUGCCACCGAUGGGUUUAAGUUCCUCUAUCCAGAAACAAGAGGGCUGGUACUGCAGAAUGGAAAUUCUGUAUGGAUCACAGGCAGCAAGUAAGGGCUCACAGAGCUGUGCAACGCAUGUUUCUGGGAAGCUGGAAGCUGUGUUGUUCAAACCUUUGUUACGUUUAGUCCAUGUUGGAGCUGCAUCUGGCCCUAGAGGGGCCUUGAGUGGAAAGAUGCAUGAGAAAUAGGCAGUAGCUCUUUAGAUGACUGCUACUUUCUCACCUAUGCCACUGUCCCCCUUGGGCCUGAAACUGGUAACAGUGAAGGGGAGAACCAUUUGAUCAGCAGUUCUUUCUGGACUGAAAGGCAAACUUUUGGUUGCAGAGGGAAGGCAGCACUAGCGUUCCUACUUCCUGUGAGCAGCCUCAAAGGUGGCUUUGAUUCUCAGCUCCUGUUCUCAGUGUACUAGGCCAGCACUGCUAACCUAGCUGAGUCUUUCUCAGGUAGCCUGAACCUACUGCUCCAAUUUCUUUAUUAGAAGGACUAUCCUAUGCUUAUAUUGCACAGUCUCAUUUCUCUGGUCUGGUUCUGUUUCUUGAAGUGCUAUUACUGUUAGUAUAGAGGAAAUGCUAAGUUACAGCUUGAAACACUGAUUGAGCAACUGGUGGGAAGGCAGGGCCAACCCAGGGAAACUCAGGUGUAUGCAAUGCAAUGCAUCUGACUGACUGGAAGGGGUAGAACCAGGAUCCACCCCUUCCCAGACCUCAUUUGAGGGUUGGCAGUGGAGGCAAGGGGGAUCCUGCUGGAGAUUCCUGUGUACCUGAGGCCUUCCAAGGGUAAGCAGAUUUUUUUCCUUUGUUCCUGUGUCCACAACUGCUGCAUUUGAGCAUAUCCUCACUUCCCACAACCUAAGACUUUGCUAUUCCACUAUCAUUGCUGCAUUUUCCUUCGCGUUACUCUUAGAAUGUAGCCCAGCACUGGUUAGACUUUGCAGGGAAUCUGCCUUCUUUGGUAGCAGGGAGAGGAAGGAAAUGGGUGUCGUUAAUCAUCUGGAAAGUGUUUGGCUUCCAGAGGUGGAGCUGGAGAUUGCUAUAUAUUUUUCAUCAAUCCUUUGAGCAGACCUCAAAUUAAAGCUGUUCUUAAUCACUCCAUGAGCUGUUGAGGUUGGGAGUAGCCUUGUUUCCUAAUGCUGGGCAGCUGAGAGCUGCAGGCUUGUCAUAGACUAUAAACAAAACUUGGUUUCUUGAAACACCCUUACAGACCUGACAAAGGAGGCUGUUUGCAGUGGAGAGCAUUUAUAAAGAGGGCGUAAAUGUGAAGUAAAAUACAUGCCUGCAAAACUGCAGAUUUUUUGGCUGCUGUCUGGAGGUCAGCACUGCCUUCUCUGAGACUUAAAGCUCCAGUGGAGGGGUGAGGUGAGUCCUCCCCCUCAGGCUGUGCCCCUGGAAUCCCUAGCAGCCUGGGGCAAUGGAUGCAGGCAGCCCUGGGUUCUGCUGUUCUCUGCCCCCAUUUCAAGCUAUUACUAGCUCUGUAGCAUCCAGCUUCUGAGCAGAGCUUUGUGGGUGCAGGCUCAGGUUGAACUCCUUGCCAAGUUCUCUUCCCCACUUCCUAUACCAAAGGCAGGUUUUGUGGUAUGUCAUGAGACUUCCAAAGUGUAUAAGAUGGUAUUUAAUCAGUGCAUUUUUUAUCUCAAAUCUAGGUGCACAUAAGGGAGAAAAGGCUCAUCUUGAACCCUGGACAAUUCUUAUUUUCUGGCUUGCUCAAGCAAUGAGUCCCUGUGCACUGUCAGUACUGAGAGGUGUAGCUCCCUCUAGCAAUGGACAGGUCAGAAUCAACAGCUCUUUAAAUUUUAUUUUAUUUUUUUCCCCAGGAUCACGUCCUUGUUCUUCUAGGCAGCAGGUGCACAGGAAACCGAGUCUCUUCUGGAAGUUGGGACUGUUGCUUUCUCAGCACCUAAAGCAAGAAUUCCUGCUCCUAGUCUACAUAGGAACGUAGUCUUUUAUUACUUUUUUCCCCUGCAGUUUAUUCUGUUUAAAACCCUCAAUUAGUUGCUGCAAACAAUGCCAGAUCUCCUUGUUUAGGUGCUUUUGCUCACUUUUUGAUCUGUGUGUUGUCCUUCCCAUUGGCCUCAGUGAGGCAGCAUACCAUGGAGAUUUCCUAGGGGAGAGGAUGUUUUUUGUAUAUUCUCUCUACUCCCAAAGGUCCUGUAGCAGAUCACAGUGGCAGUUUCAGAAAUCUGUGGCUACAAGUUAAUUUUUCACUCUGUGCCUUGUGGAGCUGCAGAAGUCUGGUCAGGUAGCUGAUCUAUUUUAACCAUUAUCUAUUGAAAGGCCAGCACAGCACCUUGGGACCUUUUCUGAGAGAGCCCCUCUCUGCUGGAGCAGAAGAAACCUCUCAAGUUGUAGCUAAGAGAGAGCUGCCUUGAAUGCAGCCCAGCACAAAGAGCAGGGAAGGCAUACGAGUUAGGCUGAGCAGAACACACGAAGCUCACGUUGCAGAUGUGAUGGAGAACUGUUCAAGUAUUUGCCUGUUUUUUUGGGAAGUUUGGUGUUUGUUUGCACCCAGAGCCUCAAAGGUUUUUCUGACUUUGGCUUUGCCUCCUCAUGAGCGCUCUCCAUCAGAAUGUGAAGCAGCAGCAGGUAGCUGGAAAGGCACCAGGUUCGCUUUAGCUCUCUAGUGCAAGGCACUGUCAGAUCAAUUGAAGAGCUCUCCUGUGAAGUGUGUGUCAGAGAGCUGUAUUUUGGAAAGGGCCUCCUGUGACUCCUCACUUUGAGAGCAGCCGUGUGGAGCUCAGCUGAGAAGUCCAAUGUGAGAUUGGUACUGCAGCCGCCAAGGCCAUUAUUUGAGUGUUAUCUUCUCCACAUUGCACAGCCUGGGGAGAAAGCUGCAGAGUGCUGACAGACUGCAGAGACUUUCUGCUCUUCAGAACCAUUUUCUGCACAGAGCACUUUCGUUCAUGAGGGCAGAACACAAAAGUCAGAUCAUUCUGCCCUCAAAGAAGAAAGACGCAUAUCUGUCUGGAGGACCUUUCCUUGGUGCAGUGCAGUGUAGCAGCCAUUGCAAAAACCUCCAGAAGCAGAAAUAAAUAUAAGCAUCAAUUGCAGUCUAAAAUUCCUCUGUUGAACUUAUUGCUUCAGUCACCGUGUUAGAAGAGAGAGGUGAAGGUUUUCUUUGUGACAAAUUGGAUGCUAGCUGUCCCCUCCAGCAAUGGAGAGAUAACAAGUCCUAAUAAGACCACUUCUCAGCUUCACAGAAACAGAUUUCUGCUGCUUCCCCUACGAAAUACCUUCCUUAGCUGAUAUCCUGCCCUGUCAGCAGGAGUUUUGGGAAUUGGUGGCCUCUAAGCAGAACCCCCUUUGCAUGUUUUGUGAUACAGUAACACCAAGCUGUUCAGAACUGCAUGCUUUCUCAUGUAAUAGGAAACUUAUUUUUUUUUCUUCUCCUGUCUGGCUCCAAGCAACUAAAAUACUUCAAUAUUUGGAAGAUAAAUGCAUUCAGAGCCAGAAGAGACCGCUGGAGCCACAGGCUACACUGCUUCCUGCUCUCUGAAAACCUGAAUGAGGAGAGAUGCUAUUGCUCCCAAAUACUUGUUAGCUUGUUAGAACAGGGAAAGCUGCCCUGUGUGGCCCUUCUUGCAGGGACAAGGGAUAGGCUGUCCCAUAAGAUGAGAGAUCUUCUGUGGCUCCAUCUGCUCUUGUUCUGUCUAAGCUUCCCUGUGUCUUGGAAUGGGUAUGUCUCUUAGGAAGGAGUUUUUCAUCAGUUCCCAGGGUUUCUGUGAGUACUGCAUAAGCCUGCAUAGAAAACAUCAUGGGAUGCUCUGCUCAGGGCAUCUAGGACGUCCAGCAGAAAAUGGUGUGGGAGGUCUGGUUGAGAUAGGUCACCAGUGAUGUGGUUGGGUUAUGUCUCAUCUUUCUGUUUCAAUGUUUCCCUCCCAUUUCUGGAUGAACACUGAGUGGCACAGGCAGAGUGUUGCACUCACACGAAUCUUUGCAAAGGUAAAGACUUGCAUAAAAGAGGAGAGCUACUGGAAAACUGGAAGUUGGUAAAAUUGCUCCAGAAACUUUGCUGUUAAUACUCAGACCUCAACACCAUACCCACAAAAAGCAAACCUGGGCAUUUGUGAGGUAAGCACAAAAUGCUGGCAGCAGGAAGCCCUUCAGGUUGUUCUGGAUACAGCUUUGCUGUCGAGACUACAUUUCCAUAACAGAUAGUGGGGUGUUACACAAUCCUUUGGCAGGACUUCAUAGGCAAUGCUUGGAGACACAAGGACAUUUCUUGAUUGAAAUACGAAGGGACUUUGAGCAACGCUGACGUAAAUCUUCUUCAAAAUCCAGGCAAGGCAAUAAAGCCUUUUUGCAGUGGGUUCAGGACUCAUGGCCUCAUCGAAGCCCCCUCCAGAAGCAAGAAGAGUGCUAGAAGGAGCCAGCUACUUACACAGCUCCUGUGGUCAUCCCAUCUCAUAAUUAAAUGAGACAAAGCUUGCAAGAUUUCACAGGUAAAGGUUUGCACCCAGGGGCAGGCUGCUGCCUCCUCAUGCUGCAUGCCAGCUUUCUGCACUCUCUCAUCUAUCAAAGUAAUUAUGCCCAUUAUGUUUCUCCUUUCAGGUUUUACCCUCCCAAAUGUUAUUCCUCUGCAUUAAACCCGUGGGGGAAGUGAGUUAUUGAGGAAAGUAACCAGGUAUAAUCCAGGUUUAAUAGGCACACAGAAAAAGCAUGCUGGUCUGGGAGGGUGGUCCAGCCAGCAUUCUGCUUCUGCAGGCAAAUAGAAAUUUGUCUUGAUGUGUGUAUAUAUCCAGCUUUGUGAUCUGUGAGCUCUUAAUAAUUGGUUUGGUGACCUGCUACCAGUGUUCUCUCUCUGUAGAGCUUUCUCCAGUCCCUGGUUAAUACAACGGGUCACAAAUCCCAUUUGCUUUUGAAUUCUGAGUAAUCCUUUCGUUAAUGUUGCCUAGUGCUUUUUUGGAAGCAUUGAAGGAAAUUGGAGCCCUGUGCUAAUCAGUAACUCUGGCUCUGCAUGUUUGUGAGCUGCUGCCCUGGCUGGCUUUUCCAAAUGACCGUGGCAGCCUGUUUAUGUCAAACACCAAUGUGUGCCUCUACAAAGCAGCAAUUGCCUCUGAGCCGUGGUAUUACACAGGGCACAGGCUGGGAAUGUUGGCUGAGGUUUAGGAGAGCAGUGAGGUGUGAUGGGGUGGCUGCUGGUGCCACGUUCCUGCUGUGGUGGUUUCCCACUGGUUGGGAAAGUUUAAUGGUGUCUUUAACACCUGCAGCAUCUGAAUUACGGUUGGUGUCUCUUGGUUUUGUUUUUUAAUUUUUGUUUCCUGUCUUUUUUUUCUGUAGUUUGUUGAUCUCCACGUUGCUGACAAGCAUCACGCCUUACCCCUUUUCACACUCCCUAUUCCUAGCCUGUCUGUGGCAUUCCUCACACAAUGCGAGCGUGCACCGUUCUGCUUGGAGCUGCUGACAACAGCAUUAUGACCUUGAGGAUAGCAGCAUGUUACAAAGCAGCAUGUAUUGCAUUUAGUUAACUUGCUGUAGCUGGGCACUGCAUUUACAAGCUGCUAUUGAGGCCCCUGCACCUCAGGCUUGUGCUGGGUGCUCUUGGGCAGCACUGUGCAGUCACCUCCCCUUGCUUUGGGUCUUCUUCCUUAUUAAAUGCCUCCAGGAUUUGGGCUGUUUGAUUUCCAAACCCUUUCCCUGGUGCAGAGGGAGGAGCAGGGAGGGGAGCUCCCUGCACUGGGAGCACAGUGAAUGCAUCGUGGCUCCAGCGUAAGAGAAAUUCCUCCAAGGAUGGAGUUGCACGCUGCCUGUGGCACAGCUCCGUGUUGGGCACUAGAUGGCAGACAGUGACUGGGAAAUCCCAUUGUGGAGCUUUCCAUCCCUUCCCCCUUAAAAUCACCUGCUCCAGAGUGGGGAACCUAAACCUGGAGUAAGGAUCGCUAGUUCUUAACCUGGUGGCUUGAACUUCAAAGGGUCCUAAGGACCAGCAGUGAGUCGUGUUUGCUCCAUGGAGGCUCAGUGGGUAACCAGAUGCUCAGUGGAACCUGUAGGACAGGGAAAUGAGGCAGGGAUCAGACAGCUGGGUUUGAUGAUGGAGGAUGCUUGGGGCAGCUGGGUUCCCACAUGUUAUGAGGGGGCAGGAGCGGCAAAAGUCCCUCCUUACUCACCCUUAUCGCCUGGGAUUUUGGCUUUGCCAAUUGCUGCCCCUGACCCUAUAGUGCUAAGGGUGAGACAGCCCCUGCAGUGCCAGGCAGCUGCUUGUCCCCCCGGGCAUGGAGUUGUGCAGCCAGCCCCAUGCUGGGUGUUGUCGGUUCCCCUAAGCACCUUCCAACAAAAAGGGGAUUAUCUAUAGCUUGUUAAGAGUCCUAGCAGGGAGGGAGAAUAAGGCUCUUUGCUCUGAAACGUUCUCUUCCCUGGGAUUACAAGAUAAUGCAUAUGAAAUGACAUUAGCUCAGCCAGGUUUAUGGAUUAUUUGAAAAUCAAAUUCUUUUAAUCUCAUCCACCAUCUGGCACCGGUGGAGCAGCCAGCUUGCUGCCACUUCCACCCUGCCUGUGUCAGAGCAAGGGGACAUGGCAUCCAUGCACCCUGGCACCAGUGCCAGCCUUGUCCCCAUUUUUCUGACAGCAUAGAGGUGACAAGUCCCAGGAGCCAUCUAUAGGGAGGAGGUGAGGCUGGUUGACAGCCCUGCCUUCUCCCAGGGCGCAGCCAGCCCCUUCUGCUGUUUGGUUGUAUCUUAGUUGGUUUUCUUUUUUUGGGGGGGAUGAGGAACAUGAAGCCAGGCACACUGCAGCACUGCUCAGCUCUCGUGUCUGUCAUGAGUUGCUUUGCCCUCUUUGCUGAGCUUCAGUAGGACCAUCCAUCUUCCCUGUCUGCUCCAGAACACUGCUGCACCUACUACCAAGGAGCGUUAUAAUCUCAGUGCCCAUUUAACAUGAAUAAAAAGCCUUCUGGGACAAUAGGUCACGGUUAUACAAUUUAGCUCAAGUAGAAAAAGGGCCUUUAUAGCUAUGAAUAUAUGAAUACUUAAAAUAUAUAUGUAACAUUGGUUAACACCGGGACAUGUAAGCAUAAUAUAUACAUAGCGCUGGGCUAACAGUUUGCUCCUUGGCUCCCUUUUCAGAAGGCUGUGGCUGUUCUGCCUGUCAGUUCCAUCCCAACAGCAAUUCGUGGCUGGAGUCACAAUUCUGCACUGGUACAGAGAGUGUUCACCAUGGGCAAAGGGACGCUGAGCAACUCAGUGGGGAUUGGGAUGCAAGCAGUGUGGAUGCAAUGCUUCUGCCUGCAGGUAAGGGAUGGCACGUGGAGCCAGCAGCUUGCAUGCAGCAAUUUGCUGUUGUGGCUUGUGUGUCCUGAGGAUGGUUACAUGCAAUAAAAAGGGAAAAACAAACGGCAAGAAAAAAAUCGGUGGUUUUAGAGACAGAGAAACAUUGUUUCUGUAGGUGAUUAUUAAUUACACAAUUACAAUGUUGUCUGUAUCAUUAGGAUUAUUUGUAUUUUUAGUACGUUGUAGUUUUAAUUAAAUAAAUCCUUAGAUUGUUUUUACCCUCCUUUGUAAUGGGAAUCCUUUUUUUUUUUUAUUAGUGCCAAAGAAUAAAUUAAUUGUGUAAUUAGUGACUAUUACUUUGUCACUUCUGAAAGGGUUCUUUCCAGGUUGUACACAUGUAGUGGCUACAAAAGGGUUGUAAAAAGCUGUUUGGUACCGAGACUCCCUGGAAAUAGCUGUCUGUGGCUGGGGUUGCUGCUGGAGGUGUGGAUUUGGCAGCACAGCCAGUGAGAGGAAUGUGGAAAACCUCUGCCAGGGCUGGCAGGGGGAGGAGGCUGUCAAACCCUGAUGGUGUCCCCUUGCUUACUGCUUGCAAAUAAACGUGUUUCACUCUGAUGUAGAAAUGCCUUUCAGAAAGCAUCCUCAGGCUCUCCAUAAACAGGAUCUGGUGAAGCUGUGACUGCUUCCACAUGCUCCUGCUGGUGGUACAAGUGAAGCUGUAGGGUAAGAUUUCAGCAUGUGCCAUCCGUUGUUGCUGCUGGUGGCAUGUUAGCCAGUGCCCUGCCAUGCGUAGGGUACAUAGCAGAUUCCAGGCAGGAAAAAAAGAAUUUAACACGCAGGGAGUGUUAGGGUCUUAAUAGAUCUGCACUUAUUAUUUGGGGAAAAAAAAGAAUCAGGAUUACAGGCUUAUGAGGGAUUAGCAAGCAUGAAUGCCUAUUUCUGCAUAUACUGCUCCUUUGUAAAUCCAUUGUGCCACUACACUGAUAUAGAGUUAUACCAUUAUAAGCAUGAUAUCAGUGUAUCUGAUAACCUUGAUUAGAAGAUCCAGCAGCUGUGCUAAGAAAAACAGCCCUGCAGGGCUUUCCCACUGGUGUACUGAUUGUAUCCUGCUUAUGGCCACAAAAAUGACCGGAGGGAUGGAACACCUCCCCUACAAGGACAGGCUGAGAGCUGGGGCUGUGCAGCCUGGAGGAGAAAAGGCUCUGGGGAGAGCUGAGAGCAGCCUCUCAGUGUCUAAAGGGGCUGUAAGACAGAAGGGGACACUCUUUAGUAGGAUCUGUUGUGAUAGGACAAGGGAAAUGGUUUCAAA
Molecule: messenger RNA, 10196 nt
Organism: Phasianus colchicus (ring-necked pheasant)
Lineage: Eukaryota; Metazoa; Chordata; Aves; Galliformes; Phasianidae
Gene: MRPL46
Product: mitochondrial ribosomal protein L46
Cellular component (GO): mitochondrial large ribosomal subunit
Molecular function (GO): structural constituent of ribosome
Source: RefSeq, a predicted model, not a curated record